Messenger RNA from Emericellopsis atlantica, 1206 nucleotides. RefSeq lists its product as uncharacterized. Lineage: Eukaryota; Fungi; Ascomycota; Sordariomycetes; Hypocreales; Bionectriaceae. The record is from RefSeq and is a predicted model, not a curated record. The coding region runs from base 1 to 1206 and encodes 401 amino acids. The transcript has 3 exons.
AUGUCAGACGGCGAAGCGCCUGCACCGGGCUUGCCCCCGGCCAUCUCGAACCCUGAAGAAGAUGAGAGUGGCAGGAUUAUGGGCGCCGUCGUUGCCGUGACGACGCUGGCCCUGAUCACGGUUCUGACAAGGUUCUACGUUCGCACGGUCAUGAUCAGGAGCCUUGGAUGGGACGACGCCAUGAUGGCACUCACCAUGAUGACUUCGCUGGCUGGUUGCGGCCUGGCUGUCGCCUCGGUCCAAUAUGGCGCUGGCCGACAUCGUGGCGAUGUUCCCGCCGAUGAUUUUCAGACUGGGAUGAAGCUGAACUUUAUCAGCCAGCCAACGUAUCUGUUUGCCAUCUGCUUUGUCAAAUUGGCCGUGGGCUGCUCGCUUCUGCGGAUCGCGUCCACCAAGUUCUACACCUGGCUGAUCAGUGGCAUCAUGGGCUUUAUGCUAUUCUAUACCAUUGCCUGCUUCUUCACCAUCAUCUUACAGUGCACGGACAUUCGUGUCCUAUGGAACCCAAACAUCCAGUCGACCUGCUGGACGAUGCAUACCCUCCAGAGCCUGUCGUACACGAACAAUGCCCUCAACAUCAUCACAGAUCUCCUCUUUGCCGUCGUCAUCCCUGCCCCCAUGCUGUGGAACCUGAACGUGCACCGACGGACACGCGUCACUCUCUUGUUUGUCCUCGGCCUCGGUGUCUUCGCCUGCGCCGCCGCCCUCGUCAAGGUUGGCUACGUUGUCAACUAUGGCAAGGUGGGCGACUUCCUGUGGGACUCGCAGGACAUCACCAUCUGGACAGCGGCGGAGACCAAUGUCGGUAUCGUCGCGGGAAGUCUGCCGACGUUGCGCCCCAUCUUCAAGAGCUUCCUCGGCAGCGUCUACGGACGGGGCACAAAGCCAAGCAACGACCCGAGCCAUAUUUACGGCCACGGCACCAGUCGGAGUUCCAAGCAUUGGCAGGCCUUGUCCAGCGGCGGGCGCAACAGAAGCCGUCCAGCGGAUGACCUCGCAGACGAGACGAGCAGCCAGGAGGCCAUUGCCUUGGGGCGGAUGAGGGACGAGUACGACUUGGCAGGCAAGAGUGGCGCUGCUACGACAAUCGUUUCCUCGGCUCGCGCCGCCGGCGAGGACCCCGAUCAAAGCGGCAUGGCGUCGGGCCUGUCUCGACAAGGCAUCCAGAAGACAACGUCGACAACUGUGUAUCGUUCCGAGUUGUGA